UCGAGCCCUCUGAUUGGCUGAAAGCCUGACUGCCGGAGGGAUUGUUAAAUGAGUUGCAUCACAGCGACUGUAGUGUUAAACGAUUUGCGAGGUUUUUAGCGACAUUUUAGCAGAUGGUAUUUUUAUUUAAUGUAACUGUCUCCGGGAUUGGAUCAUAACAAUGUGGAACGCUGACGGGGCUCGCUGUCCAGAGCAGCUGAACAAAUUUGAGAGACUGAGUGGAAGGCCGCCGCACGGUGAGACUUUAGUAGGACACCGCACUCCCCCUGCCCGCAGUGGGCACCGCUGUGUUGCGGACAACACCAACUUGUAUGUAUUUGGAGGUUACAACCCUGACUAUGACGAGUCAGGAGGCUCUGACAAUGAAGAUUAUCCACUGUUUAGGGAGUUGUGGAAAUACCACUUUGCCACAGGCUGCUGGCAGCAGAUUCGGACGGAAGGCUACAUGCCCACAGAGUUGGCAUCUAUGUCAGCUGUUUUGCAUGGAAACAACCUCCUUGUGUUUGGAGGCACUGGAAUCCCCUUUGGUGAAAAUAAUGGCAACGAUGUUCACGUUUGCAACGUGAAGUACAAGCGGUGGUCACUUCUAAACUGUCGUGGGAAGAAGCCGAGCAGAAUCUACGGACAGGCAAUGGUCAUUAUAAAUGGCUUCCUGUAUGUUUUUGGAGGAACAACGGGCUAUAUUUACAGCACAGAUUUGCACAGACUGGACUUGACCGCUAGGGAAUGGAUCCACCUAAAGCCCAACAAUCCAAGGGAUGACCUGCCUGAGGAGAGGUAUAGGCAUGAAAUAGCACAUGAUGGACAACGAAUCUACAUUCUUGGAGGUGGAACAUCUUGGACAUCUUAUCCUCUGGACAAGGUGCAUGCGUACAAUCUAGAGACUAAUUCUUGGGAGGAGAUUACGACUAAACCUCAUGGCAAAACAGGGCACCCAGCUCCCAGGAGAUGCCAUAGCUGUGUGCAAAUAAGAAAUGAUGUAUUUAUAUGUGGAGGCUAUAAUGGAGAGGUAAUAUUAGCUGAUCUGUGGAAGCUCAACCUGCAGACCUUCCAGUGGAGUAAACUGCCAGCAGUGAUGCCUGAGCCGGCCUACUUUCACUGUGCUGCUGUCACUCCAGCUGGCUGCAUGUACAUUCACGGUGGUGUUGUGGACAUUCACGAAAACAAAAGAACUGGCUCUCUCUUUAAGAUCUGGCUGGUGGUGCCCAGUCUGUUGGAGCUAUGCUGGGAAAAACUACUCAAAGCUUUCCCUCACAUGUCUUCACUUCCCAACUUGGAGUUGUUAAACCUUGGCUUAACACAGGAAUUAAUACAUCGCUUGAAAUGAGUAGCACGAUGGAGGGCAAACAGGCACGGAUUGUCUUGGCUGGAUUGGAUGAAGCGACAACAUGUGAGUCACAACCAAAACUCUCUGGAUUUUGCCCUCUUGCUCCGCAGCCAAAAGAAGCUCCACCUUAAAAGCAAAAACAAUGGGGUGCCUUUUCUUUUGCUUCUCUUCAUCACAGUCUGUCAAAAUGAAGAAGUGGGAUGUCAAGUUCCUGAAGUGUUGCCUUUGUGGCAAUGUACCCGCCUCAGCCAAUCAGUAAUUGCUAAAGGACUUCUGUUCAGUACCAUUUUUAAAACAAUUGUGCAUAGGAGAACUGCAUGUUUAUUUAUUUGAAGAAAAAAAAUAUUUUUGAGGGGGGAUUAAUUACAUCACAUAAAACUACACUUUGCACAAACAGACUUGCAAAUUUGUAGCCAUUUACCUAUUUUUCUAACAAAGGGGAACAGGAAGAAGUUUAAGUCUUAAGAAGUGGAGGAGAGUACUGUUAAUUUGGCAGGAUUAUUAUUUUUCAUUACACAUUUAACUAUAUAAUACUCAUCUGGUAAGAAAUAUAUACAGAAGGGUGGUAGGUUUAAGUUUUCAUCACUUUUGCUUGCAGUUGUCAUUUGUAAAAAAAAAACCAAACCAUUCAAAGACAUCACUGUGAUUUUGGUGCUCUUACAAGUAUUUAAGAUGAUUUUAUUUAAAUAAAGACAAUGUUAUUCUGUACAAAUGUUCACUCCUCUCUAUAGAUUAACUAAUCUCCACACUGGGAGUCACUUUAAUCAUAGGCGUGUGUUUACUGCAGUGCCUUUCAAAAUUUUAAAGAUUGUACAAUAUGUUCAUGCUCAGAUAAGUUGAGUAGAAAUUGAUUCAAAACCUAUUGAUUGAAGGUUUUAUGUUAAAACAAUGAUGCCAAAUAAAUGUGCUUUGAAAAUAUCAAUAUUCUUCAAUAAGAUAAUAUUGAUUUUCUUUUUAGGUUAUAGAGACACUUUGUACAGAAAGGAUGUUGUCAGAUGAUUUACAUUAAUUUGCCUGCACUUUUUUCCUUUUCGUUACCUCUUAAUUUAUGAUUUGCAAGUGGACUUCUUGUUGCAUGAUGUCAUCUAUUUUUUUAACAUCUGUUUCAUUUUCAAUCCUUUACUUGAGAAAAUGUGGCCAUUUAAAUGUUGUACAGUAAACCUAUGUGACUGUCAUGUUGCAGUUGUCAAUAAAAGUGUUUAAGAAAUA
Molecule: messenger RNA, 2536 nt
Organism: Cynoglossus semilaevis (tongue sole)
Lineage: Eukaryota; Metazoa; Chordata; Actinopteri; Pleuronectiformes; Cynoglossidae
Gene: klhdc10
Product: kelch domain containing 10
Exons: 9
Coding region: 161-1327 (388 amino acids)
Biological process (GO): positive regulation of stress-activated MAPK cascade
Molecular function (GO): protein binding
Source: RefSeq, a predicted model, not a curated record